AUGAUCAAAUCUUCUACUUCGAAAGAGUCGAAAAGAUUUCCUGUCAAGCUCCAGAUUUCCCCGGCAUCCCUAAAGCUAGAGAUAGUCCACAUAGACCAAAAGACUAUAGUCGGCCUGAGCAACUUGGGCUCUACCAAAGUAUCCGCAUUUAAUGACGCCAUUCAAACGUACGGAGUAGUUCUCACUGCGACGGCCGUUUUCCCGGCCAAGUUCCGCCACAGUUACGUCCCGUGCGCUCUCCGUAUCAUUGUUUACGGCUGCAUGGCGUCCCACCAGGCGGUGGCGGAGACUCUGGGCCUUCGAGGUCUUUACCUACAGCACCCUAUCUCUCUGAGUACGAUGAUCGUGUGCCAUACUUCAACCCACAAUAUCUCGUUCGCCCUGGCGGGUCGAUGCCCCCUUGGAGGACCUGAAGAUCUCGGGCAAAGACUCCAUCGCGUACGCGAACGACCUGACCGCGCACGAAAGGCGCACAUUGCUAGAGAUUUUCGACUGCGCACGUGGUCCAGAUUCGAUACUUGGCACCAAAUUACCGCCUUGGCGAUGAUGAUCGAAAAGGAAUGCAACGUGACUGACAACCUGGCCUUCCCUGCGCUAUGGGAGUUGAAGACUAAUGGAAACGGUCUGAAAAGGCACGUCCAAGCAGGGAGAAUAAGUGUGCUUACGUAUCAUGGAAACCAGAGGCACCAUACAACACAGGCGUGGGGCCACUCGGAUGUGGUACUUACUACCUACGGCGUGAACCGUCUGGAUGACAUUGGGGCGUUGGUGAGUUUUAUCCAGGUCGACGGCCUUCACUCUCAGAAAGACUUCAAUCGCUUGAUCGCAAGUCCAAUUAAGAACAAGAAGAGCUAUGGGCUCGAUCGUCUCCGCUCCCUUGUCAAAGCUAUAUGCCUGCGUCGGACAAAGGACAGCGUGCAGAACCUGGUGAGGCUGCCGCAAAAGGAAGAGAGAGAUAUGGUUUUGAGCCUGACCGGAGAGGAAAAGAAACUGUACGAGUUCUUUAGAGUCCGAGCAGCCAGGGCGUAUGAUGAGAUGCAGAAACUCAAAGCCAGGCGCGCUGUGAGCAAGGCACAAAAGCAACCUAGCGCUGGGGGCACGAAAAGCGUUAAUUUAACGGCCGCAAACUUUGUUCACAUACUCGAACCUCAAUGGAAUCCCAUGGUCGAGGCUCAGGCUGUAGAUCGAGUCCAUAGAAUCGGCCAGGAGAGGGAUGUAGUUAUCACUCGCUACCUUAUCAAGGACUCGGUGGAAUUUGUGCGUACACCAAGAACUAACUAA
Messenger RNA from Parascedosporium putredinis, 1281 nucleotides. Lineage: Eukaryota; Fungi; Ascomycota; Sordariomycetes; Microascales; Microascaceae. The record is from the annotation of a GenBank genome assembly.